This is a messenger RNA of Halteromyces radiatus, 653 nucleotides long. RefSeq lists its product as uncharacterized. Bases 21 to 479 code for a protein of 152 amino acids. The transcript is spliced from 3 exons. The record is from RefSeq and is a predicted model, not a curated record. NCBI's taxonomy places the organism in Eukaryota, Fungi, Mucoromycota, Mucoromycetes, Mucorales, Cunninghamellaceae. Gene Ontology annotation, cellular component: nucleus; ribonuclease MRP complex; nucleolar ribonuclease P complex. Gene Ontology annotation, molecular function: nucleic acid binding. Gene Ontology annotation, biological process: tRNA 5'-leader removal.
UCUUUGAUCUCCUUUGACAAAUGAAAGAAUCUAUUCAAUUGAAACGUACUCAUAUAGAAGGUACCAUUCAUAAAAGAGCACCAUUACGUCCAGCCGCUUCUAUUGAUAAUAUUUAUAUUGCUAACAAGACCAAAGUUCAAGUUAUUAUUAAUCGUGUCAAGAGACUCAUGAUCAGUGAAAAAUAUGCUACUAUUUCUAUUCAUGGUAUGGGUCCAUUGAUACCUCGUGCUAUUAUCAUUGCUCAAGGUUCCCAGAGAGCUUUAGAGAACCAAGUUAAUCUUCAAAUGACAACUAACACAGUGACUCUAUUUGAUGAUAUUAUCCCUGACGAUAUGGAUUUGGAUAUUGAAACACAACAAAGACAGAUUUCCACGAUUCGUAUUGAUAUUAUUGCCAAACCUGGAUUGAAAAAUUUACAGAAUGGUGCCAACAUGAUCGAUCGUCGUCCAUCCCGCAAUCGCAAACUCAAGUAUCCAUAAAUAUACUUUUUUAGUGUAACUACUUUUGAUAAUGCCCUGAUGCAGUCUCCAUACUCCCUUUUUCCCUCCUCAUUUUACCUCUUAUUCCAAUUUGGAAUGUUAUCCUUUCUUCAUCCUAUUUGUAUUAUAUGUUGCUUCGAUUAUUAUGUUAAUAAAAAAAAAUCAUGUACUAUA